GAAAUUUCGAUUCAUCCAUCGGUUCAAUCAAACCAUUUGCGAGCAUUAUUUCUAAUGGUCGAUUACUUACAAAUUAGCAUCAAGCAAUUUACUCGUGAAAGUUUCGAUGUGAUACUCGUAUUGAGAUCAGUGCAUUAAAUUUUGAGAACUUGUGAAUAGAAUACAUUUAAUUUCAAGAUUAUCCCUCUUGCAUAUCGUAAAAUGGAUCGAGUAAUCAUGAAAGCGAUGGAUUCAACAGUCGACGACGAAGCAGAAAUAAUGUGUGAGAUCGAAAAACACAUUAAUCACAUUGUAGAGAAGAUGGAAGAUGAGGAAAUAUCUCUAGACGAUUAUGACGCCCUCGACAGCCCUCAAUUAAUAAGACUGAUAAAACAUCUGAGACAUGAAGAAGAAACAACAAUUGGCAUAUGCAGCGGGCCUGGAAAGGUUUUCAAACACGACUGGAUUCGUGAAAUCAUCACAAACUUCUGCCCCCAAACAGCGAAUCAACUGCAGAAAGAAUCGGAUGAAUCUACCACGUCCAUAAUGAGAGCUGCCAGACAUGGUAAUUUCCUACAUUUGCAGACAUUAUUAAAGAGUGAGAGGAAAGAACAAUUGAAUGCUGCUCCAGGGAAAACCAUAUUAAUUGCUUUACUCGAUGGUAUAAUUGCCUAUAAAUAUAAACAUAAUCCAGGCAGAGUACUUUUGGAAAAUUUAAUAGCAGACAAGGGAGUACUUGAAUCCAUAAGAGAUUCGUUUUUUCCACCAAAAGAAACAUCCGAGUUUCCAGGACAAACACCAGAUCAUUAUCAAUGCCUAGAAUAUAUUCUGAAAAAUGUUCCAAUCAACCAACUGGAUAUAAAUUUCGAAGACGUUAAUGGAAAUACAGCUUUGCAUUACGCAGUUGCUUGGCAAGAGGCAAAAGCUAUAGGGCUACUUUUGCAAAAUGGGGCUUACAUGUGCACAGAGAAUAAAAACGGUAUGAUUCCUUUGAAAUCAAUCAACCCAGAAAUCCUGCAACAGUACCUAGAUAGCUGCAUCUCAUCCAAUAAUUACCCUCCAGAGCACGCAGAUUAUCAGAUUACCAUAGAUUUCAAACUGUUUAUGCCACAACAACAACAGCUUGGGGGAGAAAAACAGGAAAACAUUUGCGAAUCCAAACCUGUGCUGAUAUUGCACGAAGAUUCCACAUUCAAUAAACUGCUCAGUCAUCCAGUUAUAACGAGUUAUCUGUGCUUGAAAUGGCACAAAGUUAGAAUAUUCUUCUACUUGAACUUGAUGUGGUACUUCAUUUACUGGUUUCUACUUAAUUCCCAUCUGUUUUGCAUUUCUUAUCAGGCAUCUCGUAAAAACAACACAGAUGACUCCGAUGGAACCACGAGCUUAUCGCUUGAUAAUAUUUGUGAAUUACCGGUUUCUCACAGCUGGCAAAUCUUGAUCAUUAUUUCUUGCUCAACACUUAUCUACAGGGAAUUGAAUCAGAUCUGGAAUCUACCAAUGACGUAUUUCAAAUUUAAAGAAAACUGGAUGGAACUAUGUUUGUUCGCAUCAACUUUCUAUUUCCUGUUUGUUGUGCACAACAGUCCAAUAUUGGCUUCUGCGAUGGUAUUGGUUUCGUGGUUAGAACUGGUGUUAUUGAUAGGUCGACAUCCUCUACUUUCCACUCAUAUUGAAAUGUUCAAAACAGUAUCGGUGAACUUCUUCAAAUAUCUGUUUCUGUAUUCUAUCAUGGUGAUUGCCUUCGCUUUCAGCUUCUAUAUCUUAUUUAGUGAUGCAGAAGAGCCCAGCAAAUUCCAAUUAAUCACCUCGUCCAUCUUCAAGACAUUUUUCAUGAGCAAAAGUGGAUUCGACACUUCGACUAUUCCAUUAAGUGAAUUUACUAUUUGGGCUCAAGUAUGCUCAAUCAUAUUCACCUUUACCAUAUCUAUCGUACUUCUGAAUUUGUUGAACGGGUUGGCUUUUGGCGAUACUCUGAAAACCCGAGACGCAUCUGAACUUAUAGGGAUAUCAUCCCGAAUUAAUUUCAUAGCCCAAGUUGAAAGUAUGACAGUGCUACACAUUUUAAAUUUCAUUGAUAAACUUUGUCAAUGGUUUUGUUGCUGUUCCUUUGGGAAAAAAAGUCGGAAAGGUUCUGAACGAGUCAGUAUUGAGGACCCUUCCUCCACCACGUCGACUUCUGGUAAACAAAACUCGGCUUCGUUUUUCACUAAAACUAUCUAUAACCGUAUUUGCCUGAGUUAUACUUUGAAGGAUGGUAAAAUCAAAAUUUUUCCAAAUCGUAAACUUCUGAGUCAAAUAAGAUGUGAUCGCAAGAUAAUGGAGAAGGCUGUUGAUAUUUUGAAAAGUAAACAAAGCAGCAAGACCCAAGAGAUGGCUGAAGUCUGUAAGCAAAUACUUCAAGAAAUUAAAACAGAAAUCAGCGCUAGCCUUUAUUACCCUCCUCGUGAGGGCUGUGCAGCUAAAGGGUCAAAUUAAUUUCCUAAGAUACCUACCUCAAAUGGUUGAAUUCUCUGUGUAGAUAAAUUAUAUCUACUUAUGUAAAAACAUAAUUUUAAGGCUGUAGUUCAGUUAUGUUAAUCUCUUCUGUGAAUUCAACUACUGUUAACUCUUUUGCAGUUAGAUGCCCAGAAUGCAAAUUUUAUAAAAUUAGAAUUAUCAUACUACAGAUUUUAUCAAUUUUUUGCAUUAAAAAUCAUUAAUCAUCGACCUCACUAAAAUAUACCCAUUUCUUCUUUC
Molecule: messenger RNA, 2715 nt
Organism: Planococcus citri (citrus mealybug)
Lineage: Eukaryota; Metazoa; Arthropoda; Insecta; Hemiptera; Pseudococcidae
Product: transient receptor potential cation channel protein painless-like
Exons: 2
Coding region: 202-2454 (750 amino acids)
Molecular function (GO): protein binding
Source: RefSeq, a predicted model, not a curated record